This is a messenger RNA of Cryptococcus amylolentus CBS 6039, 2040 nucleotides long. RefSeq lists its product as hypothetical. Bases 1 to 2040 code for a protein of 679 amino acids. The record is from RefSeq and is a predicted model, not a curated record. NCBI's taxonomy places the organism in Eukaryota, Fungi, Basidiomycota, Tremellomycetes, Tremellales, Cryptococcaceae. The transcript has 3 exons.
AUGCCCCCCCGCAGAUCAAGACGCAGCCAUCCCCGAACAACGCCAGCUGGGGCGCCUGACGCCGGCCCUAGUGACGCCGCGCCUAUCGCCUCGCCUGCAGCCCCUCCCAACCCGCUUCUGAACCUUCUGCAGUCAUUGGCCCCCUCUCCCGACACGCAUCCUGGUUCCAUUGAUCCUUCUGAUGCCAGCUUGGCCGCCGAUGCCGACAUUGUCAACAUCGCCGACAGUGGCACCACCACCGAGGCUUGGAAUAUGCUUCCCACCUCCGAGCUUGGUCACGCUGCCAAUUGCGACAAGCCAUACCCUCUCACUCUUGUACCGUUCGACAUCGCUCAUCCUCCUCAGAAUGAGACAUCCCUGGUGAUAUUACCCUACGACGAGAUUGUCGCUGAGGAUAAGCUGGGGCUGUUCUGGGUCGAAGAGUACAAAGCGGGCAAUAUUCAAAACGAACGUAGAUACGAAGGGUCAUUCGUUAUCAUCUAUCUAAGGAGCUUCUGCCUUGACGUCGACGGUCUUCGCGCUCGCAGAUAUCGCCAAGGCAACCGACCUUAUGUGCUAUAUCCAACGGUCUUCGUAACCUCGGUGCGGCUGGACGAGGGAUACUAUAUCGAGACAGGUGAAUACAAGGCUCUGCCGGCGGUGAGGAGUGUGAUUCAGAAUGCCUUGAGGAAGAAAAAGGCGAAAGCAGCGAAAAACGCAAAAAAAGACAACAAAGCGCUGCCUGCCACCUCCCAACUCACGUCGAAUACGAUUGGCGGGCUCAUGCCAGACGUUGGACUGGAGGGACUCUACUUCGAACAGUCUCCAGAAGGAGGGUCUUUGGGGAGCUCUGCUCACCAACUUGUCAAGAAGAAGAUCCUCUAUUUUGUCGCCGAAAUCAAGUGGGGGAAAUUGGCUAGGCGCGACCUCGAAAAUUGGCGAGAACUGGACCAAGCCAUCCUCCGAUAUGCUUGCCUAGAGGCCCUCUUCCAGGCGGUAUACUACCUCCAUAUGGCGUUUACAGUGUCCAGGACGCGCAUUGCUAUCGCUUUGGCGAACGAGUUCUACACUCGCUUGGUGAACGUGACGGGAGAAGAAGGAGGUCCGCAGAGGAUCCUAGUCGAAGCUCCGCCAGACGUUGUAUCGGCAUCGAGAGAGCUGGAAUCCUACGCAGACGGCAUGAGCCCCGACGAUAUUCUCAAGUUGGCCGAGGAUGACCAUUGGGCAGCGCCCAACUCUCUGAUCAAAGAUCACGACAAUUGGCGCUACGAUGAAGCGGCUAAAUAUCGCUUAGACGCAACCAUCCUCAUGACACUCGCCAUCGCCACCAGGGAUCCCAAGACUCUGGAAGACCCACUUCCACUCAGCCGCUCGACCGAGGCUUUUAGGUCUAAUGCCAUGGACGCCAACGUGGUGGAAAGCAGAGCCUAUGAUUGGUUGGAAAAGAGAAACCUCAUGAAAAGUCGGCGCUAUGCGAAACAGGCAGCUGGGCAGAAGGAGAAGCCGGAGGUGGGCAACGAGGACCAGGGCGGCCCCAGUGAUGAAGGCGGCGACGAUGAUGAGGCAAGAGGGGGGGAGGAUGGUGAUGAUCAGGAUAAGGGUGAUGAUCGUGGUGGCGGUGGCGGUGGCCUUGGUGGCGACGGAAGCUCGAGGAAUAACCAAGGGCGCGACAACUCCCGUCGCCGUGACAAGGACCCCGACCCAGAAGGCGGCCUCAGGAGGUCCAAGCGUCACAAACAGUCGCAUGAGGGUGGCAAAGACAACAAUUCGUUGGCACCUACCGAGAAGAGUCACCUCCCAACCCCGGUACCAUCAAAUACGACAAAUUCCCCCGCUCCCAACUCCGCCGCAUCUACUUCCGGCAGUGACAAGAGAGGGACGAUAGACUUGUCCGACCUUGGUGUUUCCUCCAAAGAGGACGACGAACUCGAGAUGGACAAGAUGAUUGUUCGAGUAGUGCUGGUCACUCCUGAAGAGAUGGACGGCAUUGUUGCACAGGCGGCAAAGCAGGGAUGGGCCGCGGUCCUGAGGAUUGGAGAUAGGCGGUGUCAAGCAGAUUGA